GUCAAAACUUGCAAGAACCAAACGCAGUCUUCAGAAUCUUCUUCCUUCAUCACACAAUCAAAGCAUUUCAUCUGGGCUUCUUAAAUCUAAGUCUUUAAAAUGACUAAGUUUUCUUCCUUUUCUCUGUUUUUCCUAAUAGCUGGGGCUUGUAUGACUCCUGUGUGUUUCAAUAUGGAAAUUAUUGGAGGGAAAGAAGUGUCACCUCACUCCAGGCCAUUUAUGGCCUCCAUCCAGUAUGGCGGACAUCAUGUUUGUGGAGGUGUUCUGAUUGAUCCACAGUGGGUGCUGACAGCGGCUCACUGCCAAUAUCCGUUUACCAAAGGCCAGUCUCCCACUGUGGUUUUAGGAGCACACUCUCUCUCAAAGAAUGAGGCCUCCAAACAAACAUUGGAGAUUAAAAAAUUUAUACCAUUCCCAAGAUUUACAUCAGAUCCUCAAUCAAAUGAUAUUAUGCUGGUUAAGCUUCAAACAGCCGCAAAACUCAAUAAACAUGUCAAGCUGCUCCACGUAAGAUCCAAAAACUAUCUUAGAUCUGGAACCAAAUGCGAGGUUACUGGCUGGGGAGCCACCGACCCAGAUUUCUUAAGACCUUCUGAUACCCUGAGAGAAGUCACUGUUACUGUCCUAAGUCGAAAACUUUGCAACAGCCAAAGUUACUACAAUCACGACCCUUUUAUCACCAAAGACAUGGUCUGUGCAGGAGAUGCCAAAGGCCAGAAGGAUUCCUGUAAGGGUGAUUCAGGGGGCCCCUUGAUUUGUAAAGGUGUCUUCCAUGCCAUAGUCUCUGGAGGUCAUGAAUGUGGUGUUGCCAAAAAGCCUGGAAUCUACACCCUGCUAAACAAGAAAUACCAGACUUGGAUCAAAAGCAACCUUGCCCCACCUCAUACAAAUUAAGUUACAAAUGAUUUUCUUGGAUGCACUUGCUUCUUUUUUCCUAAAUGCUCACAGGUUAGAGUUGGAUGUAAGUAAAGCAGAACACAAGAUGGGGUCCAUUUUUGUACUUGUAAGUCAUUUUAUUAAGGAAUCAAGUUCUUUUUCUCUUGUGUCACUGAUGUAUUUCUACCAUGCUGGUUUUAUUCUAAAUAAAAUUUAGAAGACUCUC
Messenger RNA from Cercocebus atys (sooty mangabey), 1102 nucleotides. It is a transcript of the gene GZMK, whose product is annotated as granzyme K (granzyme 3; tryptase II). The coding region runs from base 100 to 894 and encodes 264 amino acids. NCBI's taxonomy places the organism in Eukaryota, Metazoa, Chordata, Mammalia, Primates, Cercopithecidae. Gene Ontology annotation, molecular function: serine-type endopeptidase activity. The transcript is spliced from 5 exons. The record is from RefSeq and is a predicted model, not a curated record. Gene Ontology annotation, biological process: proteolysis.